Messenger RNA from Diversispora eburnea, 858 nucleotides. The record is from the annotation of a GenBank genome assembly. Lineage: Eukaryota; Fungi; Glomeromycota; Glomeromycetes; Diversisporales; Diversisporaceae.
AUGAUACGAUCAAGUUUGAAUUUGAUGAUUUUGCUAACAGCGUGGAUAACAAUUUUUUCUCUGACAUCUUCGGUAUCAGGUCGUGGAACUUUUACACAUAAUGAAACGAAAUCAUUCUCUACAUCACCACGGAUAUGGCAAUACGGGACAUAUUUCGAUGGGACAGUGGUUCUUCGAAUUGUUAAUAAGAAUCCUAAUAAAACGUCUUCAUCGGAUGAAGUGUGGAUAAGACCAGUGUUAUCUUUACGCAUUAUUCAUCCCAAUGGAACAGUUAGUGAAAUAGACAAAGACCUAGAGAUUCCAGAAUUCAACUGGCGCAUUACUAUAAGUCUUGGCCCUGUAAAUAUAUAUGCGCUUCAAAAGGGCUACUUACUUGUUACAUACUUUAAUACUUCAAAUCCGAACGAUAUUAAUACUUACGAAGAAUGGGGACGUAUUAUUGAUUGGAAUGGCAAUUUAUAUGAUAAAGUAAAUUUCUCGAAGGCAUACACCGAAAAUGGUACAUGGUACCCAUCAGAUACGACAAUAGUGACUAAUAUUGAUCCAGAAAAAGGUUUUAUAAGGAUAGCUGGUGAUGCAUUCAAUCUUAAAAAGUUAUCAGAGGGAAAUAUUACAAUUUUCCAAACUGAUGUCUUUAAUGUCAUAGCUACUGUUGACGAGGGUUAUAGUAUAAUCAUAGGAUAUUCCACUUAUUCCAGUAACAACAAUCCGUUAGAAAUUCGUGCCGCAGUAUAUGCUUUAACAAAAAGAUAUGAUGAUAAACAAUUUGGUGCACCAAAAAUGAUUUAUCAUUUACCUUUAGAUAAUAUUACAAUAACAGAUAUAUUUGCAGGUACUUCAAGUACUGGAAUCGGGCAA